UGGUAAUUUGGAUUAUGGCUAAACCCCCAUUGAGACUGUCUUAAACCCUAUACAGAGAAGUCUGAACUGAAGUACCAGAAUUGCCAUCUUCAAACAAACAAAUACUUUACCAGCUUCAGAGAUUGUAGGGUGAAAGGUUUGGGCGAAAGCAAAAAUGAAGAUCGUUUUAGGAAGACUUUUGCAGAGAACGUCACUCAGACAGGCAAUUGGACGCCGUGCAUAUUCUACAAAGAAGAUAGUUGAUAUUGGACAGCCAUCUCCGGCGUCACAUCCCCAGUUACUGAAAGAAGGGGAAAUUACACCCGGCAUAACUUCAGAGGAGUACACAUUGAGAAGAAAUAAGUUGUUGGAGGUGCUCCCAGAGAAGGGUUUGGCCAUUUUUGCAGCUGCCCCUGUAAAGAUGAUGACUGAUGUCGUGCCUUACACAUAUCGUCAAGAUGCUGAUUACUUGUAUAUUACCGGCUGCCAACAACCUGGUGGCGUGGCAGUUUUAGGUCAUGAAUGUGGUUUUUGCAUGUUCAUGCCAGAAGCGACAUCUCAUGAUGUUAUUUGGCAAGGGCAAAUUGCGGGAGUUAGUGCAGCACUGGAAGUAUUCAAGGCUGAUAGAGCAUAUCCAAUGAGCAAAUUACGGCAGAUCCUGCCAGAUAUUAUGAAGGGAUCGUCCGAGUUGUUCCACAAUGUGCAGACGGCUGUACCAACAUAUAUGGAAUUGGAUGCUUUUCAGAAAGCAGCUUACUCUGGAAAAGUGAAAGAUGUUUCGGUUUUCACCCAUGAAUUACGUUUGAUAAAGUCGCCAGCAGAGCUGAAGCUAAUGAGAGAGUCUGCAUCAAUUGCUUGCCAAGCUCUACUGCAGACAAUGUUUCACUCAAAGACACAUCCUUAUGAGGGUAGGCUAUCAGCUAAGGUUGAAUAUGAAUGCAAAAUGAAGGGAGCCCAGAGAAUGGCAUUCAAUCCUGUGGUUGGUGGCGGGCCUAAUGCUAGUGUAAUACAUUAUUCUCGGAAUGAUCAGAAAAUAAAAAAUGGGGAUCUUGUCUUGAUGGAUGUUGGUUGUGAGCUUCAUGGUUAUGUCAGUGAUAUUACUCGCACCUGGCCACCCUUCGGCAGCUUUUCUUCAACACAAGAAGAGCUCUAUGAUCUUAUUCUGCAAACAAACAAGGAUUGUGUGGAGCUUUGCAAACCUGGUGCUAGCAUUCGAGAAAUACACAACUUUUCAGUUGAAAUGCUUAUCAAAGGACUCAACGAGAUUGGAAUUCUGAAGGAUUCUAGAAGCAGUUCCUACCAUCAGCUGAACCCAACUUCCAUAGGUCACUAUCUAGGAAUGGAUGUCCAUGAUUGUUCUAUCGUUGGUUAUGACCGUCCUUUGAAGCCAGGCGUUGUGAUAACAAUUGAACCAGGAAUCUACAUCCCAUUGUCUUCUAAUGGUCCUGAGAGGUUUAGAGGGAUCGGGAUAAGGAUUGAGGAUGAGGUCCUCAUUACAGAUACAGGUUAUGAGGUCCUGACGGGGUCGAUGCCGAAAGAAGUUAAACACAUUGAAUCCUUACUAAACAACUUUCCCCAUGGUAAGUAUAAUGCAGAGCCACAACAGUGAGAGAGCUUCAUCCAUUUGAUGUGCCCUUAUAAAAUAAGCGUACAAUACUGAUAGAAGGAAUUCGCUCGACCAUUCAUGUCAUUCAAAAGCAAAGAGCUCGCUAAAUGUUCUUAUUCAAGGCAUGGCAUUUUCCUGCAGAUACUUGACGUGGGGUUUUAGCUAACUUAUUUCUUGUGUAUCAAAAUUUUCAAUCUCUAUAAUUAUUCCCAUUUUGUUCUA
Prunus avium (sweet cherry) is the source of this 1807-nucleotide messenger RNA. RefSeq names its product Metallopeptidase M24 family protein. NCBI's taxonomy places the organism in Eukaryota, Viridiplantae, Streptophyta, Magnoliopsida, Rosales, Rosaceae. Gene Ontology annotation, cellular component: mitochondrion. Gene Ontology annotation, molecular function: manganese ion binding; metalloaminopeptidase activity. The record is from RefSeq and is a predicted model, not a curated record. Gene Ontology annotation, biological process: proteolysis.